AUGGUUGAUAAUAAGAAUAACUGCUCCAGGGGAUCCCAUGGAUUCAGCAAUGGAAGUACGGGAAGUUUAAAUAAAGUCAACUUUUUUCUCAAAGUUUUCGUCCUUAUUUUAGUAAUUUUGGCCAUCCAAUGUUUCAACGAAAGUUUCUCCGGAUCUGUGCAAAAGAGCUCAGGAAAUGGAGUCAAGGUGGCUGAAAGACUGUUAAUGGAUGAUUUUUAUGACAGUACUGUAAGCCUCUCCGUAUCCAGCGAGGAGGAAGCUUCAUGGAACAGCUUAGCAUCUGGUAAGUAUCGGAAAAAAAGUGGAAAAAGUGGCAGCGAAAACGAACUAGACAAAUCUGGAACUAGUGGAAACGUUCCCCUAUGCAGUACCCUUGAUGGCGAUGUCCAAAUACCCGAAGAAGAACAUGUGUCCGGAAAGAAAAGGAAAUUAUCCAGAGAUGACGUCUACGGAAGCAAUGUAAUGGGAGAGACCACGAUGGACACUAUGGAAUAUGAGGAGAAUUUCAUGAGGCAGUGUAGAUAUAGAAAGAGAAAAGAAAAGUUUCAUAAGAGAGUGUUUAGAUUCCUCAAGAAACACCACUACAUUGUUGCGGCUCUUUUGGCUGCUAUUUGUGCAAUGGCCUCUGGAAUCCAAGUAGCAAUAGGAGUGGUGAUAGGAUAUGUAGUGUCCUUGGUAUUCCGAUAA
Plasmodium inui San Antonio 1 is the source of this 687-nucleotide messenger RNA. RefSeq lists its product as hypothetical. The coding region runs from base 1 to 687 and encodes 228 amino acids. The record is from RefSeq and is a predicted model, not a curated record. The transcript has 3 exons. Lineage: Eukaryota; Apicomplexa; Aconoidasida; Haemosporida; Plasmodiidae.